Messenger RNA from Mesitornis unicolor (brown roatelo), 1378 nucleotides. It is a transcript of the gene FBF1, whose product is annotated as Fas (TNFRSF6) binding factor 1. Gene Ontology annotation, biological process: establishment of epithelial cell polarity; cilium assembly. The record is from RefSeq and is a predicted model, not a curated record. Gene Ontology annotation, cellular component: centriole; ciliary transition fiber; ciliary basal body. The annotation marks the transcript as partial. The transcript is spliced from 10 exons. Lineage: Eukaryota; Metazoa; Chordata; Aves; Mesitornithiformes; Mesitornithidae.
GGCAUCUGUCCAAGAGAUGCAGAAAGACCAUGAGGAACAGCUCCAGCAUCUGAGGCAACUGAAAGACCAAGAGAUUGAUGCAGUGACCAGCGCUACUUCACACACCAGGUCUCUGAAUGGCGUCAUCGAGCAGAUGGAGAAGUUCUCCAGUGACCUGCACGACCUCUCGCACAAGGUGGAGGCCACGCACCACACCACCUCCCAGGAGCUGGCCAUGGGGGCACAGCAACGGGACAAGCAGCUCAAGGUGCUCCAGGACAGGCUGUCACAGCAGCAGAGGGACAUGGAGGAGGAGCGCAGCCGACUCCAGGAGGUGAUUGCUAAAAUGGAGGCAAGGCUGGGCGAGCAGACUCGGCUGCUGGAGCAGGAACGAUGGAGGGCGACGAUGGAGCAGUCCAAGGUGGAGUCACUGCAGCACUCACUGGAGGAGCAGCGGCGAGUCGUGACCCAGCAGUUGUCCAUGGAGCGAGCAGAGCUGGAGAGGGCAAAGAGCGCUUUGCUGGAGGAGCAGAAGUCGGUUCUGCAGAAGUGUUCAGAGGAGCGACGGAAGCUGGCAGUUGAGUGGACUGAAUUUCACACCCGGCAGCAGCUGAGCAAGAAGCAGAUUGAGUGUGAGAUCGACCGAGCCCUGAAGAUGGACUCCCAGAGAGAGGGCACCAUCAUGAGUCUGGCCAAGGAGCAGGCAGAGAUGAAGAUACGAGGCUACGAGCUGAAAGCCAAGGAGGAGCAGCUGGCAAGGGACAGGCAGCUGCUGGAUGAGGCCUGGCAGGAGCUGAGGCUGCAGAAGGAGAAGGUGAAGAGGGCCACACUCUGCAUUGAGCAGCAGCAGGAGGAGGUUAAAAUCAUGACCAAGCUCUCGUCCCAGAAGUACGAGGAAGGGGAGCAUGCCCUGCAGGAGGCACGCAGGAUGGAGUCUGAGCAGCAGACCAGGCUGCAGGUCAUGCAGCAGCACCUGGAAAAGCUGAAGCAGCAGGAACAGCGUCUGCACGAGGACCGGCUGAGCAUGGCUCACCAGAGGAGCCAGCUCGAACAGCUACGUGAGGAGCUGCCCAGGAAUCCCAUGAUGCUGCUGACCACAGAGCGGGACGUCAGUGCCCCUAUGAAAGGUCUCUCCAGCCCGCUGUGCUUUCCACCUCCUGUCAGAGCACUCCCUCGGCACAGCCCAAGGGGUAGCAGAGAAGCCCUGGCCAUGGCCGGCUCCACUGAGCUCCAUGCCCAGCUGCUGCUGCUGAAGCUCAGGGCCCAGCAGGACCACGAUUUCUUAGAGGAUGAGGAUUUCUUCCUGGAGUCCCUGAAGAAAGCCCCCUACAACACCUGUCCAUCCUCACAGAAGGCUGCUGUGCCCUCCACAUGGGGGAGGAAAACAAACAAUAAAUAG